AUGCUCUCAGCUCAGGCUCAUGGCGUGUCGUAUACACACAUCACAUUUCUAACAUUUCAGGCGGUUGUCCAGGUGGUGAUAAUCUGUCUUGCUGGAUUUUGGGCGGCCAGAACCGGCUUGCUCAACGGAGCAGGAAUGAAAACGCUCUCGCGACUGAACGUUGACUUGUUCACACCAGCCCUUAUCUUCACGAAACUGGCGUCUUCGCUUAGUUUACAAAAGCUUAUUGAUGUGAUUGUGAUUCCGAUCUUUUUCUUGGUCACUACGGGAGUGUCGUUCCUCUCGUCCAAGGCGGCAGCCAGAGUGUUGAGGUUGGAUGUUCCAGAGUCCAACUUUGUGACAGCAAUGGCGGUUUUUGGCAAUUCAAACUCGUUGCCAGUCUCCCUGACCUUAUCUCUUUCCUAUACUCUACCAGGGCUCAAAUGGAAGGCCAUUGAGGGCGAUACACGCGAUGCCAUUGCCUCUCGUGGUAUAUUGUAUCUGCUUAUCUUCCAGCAACUUGGCCAGGUUUUGAGGUGGUCCUGGGGUUAUAACUCAUUGCUGAAGAGGCAGGUGCCGAAGGCUGUGGUUAACAGCGAUCAGUCUUCGGAAUCGGAUCUACUUGUGCCAAAUUCCGAUACAGCGUCUUAUGGCGCUCGCGAAGACGAAGAGGCCCAACUAAGAACGCCGUUGUCGGAUUCAAGUGAUUCCCUCUUGAAGCUUACCUCGCGCUCACUCUCCGAGUUUGCACAGCCCGAGAACACAUUCCGUUCGCGAUUGGUGCAGAUUUUUAGAGGAUUCCUUGCCUGGAUGAACCCUCCGUUGUGGUCCAUGUUUCUGUCUGUGUUCAUUGCCUCGGUUCCUGCAAUCCGCUAUGAGUUCUUCGAAUGCAAUGGAUUCAUUCAGAACACUCUCGCUCUUGCGAUCAAGCAGCUGGGGUCUGUCUCGAUCCCGCUGAUCCUAGUGGUUCUGGGCGCCAAUCUGGCUCCGUCCUCAGAAAUCCCCCCACCAAGUGCGCAUUACGCCAGAAUAAUCAUUGGGUCCCUUGUAUCACGGAUGGUCCUUCCAUCUCUGAUACUUCUUCCUUUGAUUGGGCUCUGUACGAAGUACAUAUCUCUUUCCAUUCUGAGCGAUCCGAUCUUUUUGAUCGUCUCAUUCAUUCUCACAGUGUCUCCUCCUGCAAUUCAACUGUCACAAAUCUGCCAACUCAACGAGAUAUUUGAGCGCGAGAUGGCGGGUGUUCUGUUCUGGGGCUACGUCGUGUUGACUCUGCCUACCACCAUUGCCAUUGUGGUUGCAUCGCUGGAGACGCUCAACUGGGCCCAGGCUGGAAAGAUCAUCGCGGAAUCUGGCUACUAA
Messenger RNA from Kuraishia capsulata CBS 1993, 1338 nucleotides. RefSeq lists its product as uncharacterized. The coding region runs from base 1 to 1338 and encodes 445 amino acids. Lineage: Eukaryota; Fungi; Ascomycota; Pichiomycetes; Pichiales; Pichiaceae. Gene Ontology annotation, biological process: transmembrane transport. The record is from RefSeq and is a predicted model, not a curated record. Gene Ontology annotation, cellular component: membrane; endoplasmic reticulum. The transcript has a single exon.